Messenger RNA from Malania oleifera, 1804 nucleotides. Its product is annotated as probable protein phosphatase 2C 55. The transcript has 7 exons. The record is from RefSeq and is a predicted model, not a curated record. NCBI's taxonomy places the organism in Eukaryota, Viridiplantae, Streptophyta, Magnoliopsida, Santalales, Ximeniaceae. The coding region runs from base 535 to 1446 and encodes 303 amino acids.
GAACUCGCGCAACUCAUCUCCACUCUCAUUUCUCCUCUGCUCAUCAGCCCUAGCCCUGAAACUGUGUUCCCCUCUCAGUUUCUUCUGAGUUAGAAGCGGCAUUGCUCGAUUGUUCGUGAGGGAAAGAGGCUGAACCAAGAUCAGCGGGGAACCCUCGAAAUUUCUCCCUAUCAUUAUCCUCUGCACGUCAGCUUUGGCUCUGAAACUGAUUUCCCCUCUCAGUUUCUUCCGAGUUAGAAGCAGCAUCGCAACCGUUAGUGUGGGAAACAGGCCGAACCAAAAUUAGCAGGGAAGCGUAGAAAACAUUGCUGGCCAAGAGGAUGCGUACCAAGAGGUUGCCUACUAAGUUGCUACCUAAAAAAUUGAAGGUGAAGCAGUAUAUUCAUCCAUAUUCACCUUCAGUUCUUUAGGUAGCGUCUUGGUAAGCAACCUUCACAAAGCACACUUUUUUCUAUACCAUUUUCAACAUCUCCUCGAGAGACCUCCUCACAAAUUCCAGAGUGUGAGCAAAAGCAACCAUGUCUUUGAAAAAUCAUGACUACACAGAAACAGGAAAUAUUGGCAACCAAGAGGAUGCCUACCAAGAGACCGUUUGAAGAAUCGAAGGUGAAUGUGGGUGAAUAUUCUACUCUACUCGCUAAGAAACUGAGAACACAUUUCAACCCCAAUUCAUCAGUUUGUAAUGCUAGGAAAGAAAACUACAAGAUGAUUUCAGGAUCAUUUUACAUACCUAAAGACAACCCCUCAAAACCUUAUGGAGAAGAUGCUCACUUCAUUUGUGCUGAGGAGCAGACCAUUGGUGUGGCAGAUGGUGUUGGGGGUUGGGCCAAGAGAGGUAUAGAUGCGGGCGAGUAUGCUAGACAGCUCAUGAAGAACUCUGCUAUUGCAGUAAUUUUUAAUGAGCCGACAGGCAACAUCGAUCCAAAAAGAGUUCUAAAUCAAGCUUACGCAAGUACCAAGGCUGAAGGAUCAUCCACUGGUUGCAUAAUUGCCCUUAAAGGCAAAUGUAUACAUGCUGCAAACGUGGGAGAUAGUGGAUUUAUGGUCUUCAGAAAGGGUGAAAUGAUAUUCAAAUCACGAGCAAUGCAACGUGGUUUCAACCGCCCAUACCAGCUCGGAAAUGGAAAAGGAUGUGAUCGUCCAAGUGAUGCUGAGGAGCUGGUAGUAGCAGUAGAACCAGGAGAUGUCAUUGUUACUGCAACAGAUGGAUUGCUUGACAACAUGCUCCAAACGGAGAUGGAAUAUAUCAUAAAGCACUCUGGAGAAAAGGAAGGGCCUCAGCAACUGGCAUGGACUUUGGUGGCCGUUGCAUUUUACAAUUCGACAGACAAAAAUGCAGAUACACCCUUUGCAAGAGCUUCCAAGCAUGCAGGACACAACCAUAAAGGAGGCAAAAUUGAUGAUAUAACAGCUGUCGUGUCCUAUGUUUUUAGUGAGUUAGAUUGACGUGGUUCAAUAAAUUCUUGUCUUAGAGUCGAUAGUAGGGAUAGAAGUAUGUGUUUUACAAUUGGCAUGGACUUUGGUGGCCGUCGCAUUUUACAAUUCAACAGACAAAAAUGCAGAUAUGCCCUUCGCAAGAGCUUCCAAGCAUGCAGGACACAACCAUAAAUGAGGCAAAAUUGAUGAUAUAACAGCUUUCGUGUCCUAUGUUUUAAGUGAGUUAGAUUGACAUGGUUCAAUAAAUUCUUGUCUUAAGAGUUGAUAGUAGGGAUAGAAGUAUGUGUUUGUUCUAGUAUGCAAAGUUUCAAUUCUAAGCUGUGCAAAUACAUUUUCUCUCGUUGUUAUAUGGCAAAGUUAUCACAGC